Messenger RNA from Zingiber officinale, 839 nucleotides. RefSeq names its product 50S ribosomal protein L7/L12-like. Lineage: Eukaryota; Viridiplantae; Streptophyta; Magnoliopsida; Zingiberales; Zingiberaceae. The transcript has a single exon. Gene Ontology annotation, molecular function: structural constituent of ribosome. Gene Ontology annotation, biological process: translation. The record is from RefSeq and is a predicted model, not a curated record. The coding region runs from base 10 to 555 and encodes 181 amino acids. Gene Ontology annotation, cellular component: ribosome.
AAAUCAGGGAUGUUAUCGGAUCCGGAUUUUACCCGAAUCGCCCUUUUACAUAGCAGAGAGACGAGAAAGCGGAUACCUCACAAAAUGGUACCCCUCCGUCGCCUACUCUGCGCCGCCGCCGCCCGCCCCUUCUCCUCUGUGGCGCCCGAGGCCCGCACGCAGAGGAUCCAGCAGAUCGCCGAUGAUCUUCUUUCCCUGACGGAGGAGGAGCGCAAGGACUACUCUAUCCUGUUCCGUCUCCGCCUCGGACUCCACAAUCUGGUGCAGUCCGGCGCCGGGCUGCCCUCCGCUGCGCCGGGUCAGGCGGCCGAAGCUGCGAGCGUGGUCGAGGAGAAGGAGAAGACUGCGUUCGACAUUAAGCUGGAGAAGUUCGACGCGGCGGCCAAGAUCAAGGUCAUCAAGGAGGUGAGAACGUUCACCGAUUUGGGGCUGAAAGAGGCCAAGGAGCUGGUGGAGAAGGCCCCCGUCGUGCUCAAGACCGGGGUGACAAAGGAGGAGGCGGAGGCGAUCGCUGCCAAACUCAAGGCGGUCGGCGCCACUAUCGCGCUGGAGUAGAAACAUAAGUCAAGGUCUCAACUUUACACCAUUUUCAUGUUCAUUGUUGCCUAUCUUCAGCAAGGAAACUGGUUGAACUAAUUGAAUGCAUUUUUUUUUGUUGUUUUGUUUCGAGCACAAACUAAAAGACUUGAUGAUUCUGUUGGCCUGUUCUCAGUUUUCUCCUAAAACAAACACAGUCCUUCAGUGUAGAAUCAAUGGUUGCUGCAAGUUCAUUAUCUUGUUUUAGCUAAAGUGACACUAAUUGGUAUUUUAAUCUAAGAACUAAGCUUCUGUGUUGUUCA